Molecule: messenger RNA, 31996 nt
Organism: Podarcis lilfordi (Lilford's wall lizard)
Lineage: Eukaryota; Metazoa; Chordata; Lepidosauria; Squamata; Lacertidae
Source: the annotation of a GenBank genome assembly
GUUGGCAGGCGCUGGGACCGAACGAUGGGAGCGCACCCCGCCGCGGGGAUUCGAACCGCCGACCAUAUGAUCAGCAAGUCCUAGGCGCUGAGGUUUUAUCCCCUUUCAAAUUUAUACAUUUCAUUAAUUUUACAAUUAUUUUAACAAUUGAAAGUUUGACUUCCUUCCCCUUCUUUCUGCAGUUCCUUAAAUUCAUUUUUUUAUAUCUUCUGCAUAUUCAAAUUCAUGUUUGCAUUACUUGUUAAUUUUAAUAAAGAACUUAGUGCAAAUCCAUAAGAGUCUAAAGCAAAAUCCACACAGCUACCUUCUGAAAUGCCAUUUGCUGUGGUGUUUGUAUUUUUGUUUGAAUAUCGACAGUAAGUAGUGUGUUUUUUCAUGUUUCCAAAUAAAAUGUUUCUUUAUUAGAUUUAUUUCCUACCCUUCCACCCAAAGGGAGCCCAGGGCAGCAACCAACAAGCAACAAAGCAAUAAAACAUAUUUAAAACAAUUUAAAACAAUACAGCUGCAAACAAAAUUGUGACUGACAUCAGAUAGAAAAGGGGUGAGCUGUGUCCAAUAUGAGUGCUGUAUAAAGUCCUUUAAUUCCAUAUGCUAUAUAUAUAUAUAUAUAUAUAUAUAUAUGCUAUAUUUUUAUGAGUGUGUUUCUAAUCGGAUUUUGUUUUAAUAAACUGGGCUUAUAUAAAUGUGUUAGUUGCAUUCUAAUUGAGAGGGUUGCAUCCAGCAAAGUUGUACUCAGAAAAGACUUGUUGAAAUGAAUGAACCAACAUUACUCGUGUCCAUUAAUUUAAGUGGGCCUGCUCUGAGGAUGGCUAGCAUUGGAUACAACACAAUAUAUUUUGAAAUUCCAUAUAUUGGUCAGCACUGCUGAUAUCAGCAAUCAUUUGUUUCUUUCAUUUACGAAUCGCUGCCCAGAAGGCCUCUCAAACGGAUUUACAAUAUAGCAAUGUGUCUAAAAUAGCUGCAUAUAUUAAAACAGGUUUUAAAAGUAGUUAUGAGUAUAAAAACAGUUUCUAAAAAACAGUGCAUACAUAAAGCAUGUUUGUUCAUAUGUUUUAUUAGUUAUGCAUCCUUCACUGUAACAUCCCAGGAUGGGUUGCAGCAUUAAAGCCGUGCAAAACUUUAUCCCAAGUGUGCUAAAGGUUUUAGAAGGCUUGUCGAAAGCGGAAUAUCCUUAGCAAGAAAGCUAAUGGAGAAGGCACCUAUCUGAUAUGCAGUGGGAGGGAGUUCCAAAGGCCAAAUUUCAACAUUGUUCAGAAUAGACUUCCUGAUAGGAUGGCAUCCACGAGAUGCCCUCUCUUGCAAAAAAACAAUGAUCAGUUGUGUAUUUAGAGAACGAGCCGUGUAGAUACAGUUAUUCUCUUUGGUCAUCUACGGUGAAUGGGAGCUGCUUCCAGGCAACUAUGCAGUGAAUUUUUUUUACAAAACCAGUUCUUCCCUCUUAGUUUAGGCCAGUGAUGCCUUGCAUAGAUAAUUGUGAGUGUGGAUUUGUUUGCAUUGCACUUGUGUUGGUAUAAGAGCUUGGACCAUCAAGGAUGACUGUUUAAAUGAAGGAAAUCCUGAAGCAUAUUCUGAUUAUCUGUGUACUGUAUUUAGAAGAAUAGAAAACAUAGCUGUUUUCAGCUAAAUUUCUGGCUGUACACAAAUCUCUAGCAAGACAACGCAACAAGAAACUUGCUAAAUAAAUGGUUACAUGAUUCCUGUUAGUAUGCACAAAAUUUUCAGGUUUUCUUUUAGUUGAAAGAACUGUCUUGAGUGGUUUCUAUGUUAGAUUGCAUAUGCUGUUCUUGCUGUACAGGAAUCCUUGGGCUGUAUGAAACAAAGGUUUUAUGGACGUUUAACAUGUAGAGUAUACGAGAAGCCUAAGAAUGCAAAUACCGUAUGUUUCGCUCUAUAAGACACACCAGACCAUAAGACGCACCUAGUUUUUGGAGGAGGAAAACAAGAAAAAAUAUUCUGAAUCUCACAAGCCAGAACAGCAAGAGGGAUCACUGCGCAGUGAAAGCAGCAAUCCCUCUUGCUGUUCUGGCUUCUGGGAUAGCUGUGCAGCCUGCAUUCGCUCCAUAAGACGCACACACAUUUUCCCUUACUUUUUAGGAGGGAAAAAGUGAGUCAUAGAGCAAAAAAUACGGUACGUAAGAAAUAUGCAGUCACGCUUGCCUUGUUUGUUUUUUAAUCAUUCGUUCUCACAAAAGCAAUUAAUAUUUUUUGCAUUUUUACAUAGCAAAAUGAGUAGUAUAUGAUUGGUGGCAUUUAUAGGAGGAUUCACAAUGUACUGCCACCAAUGAAAUAAAAACUCUUGAUGCGUCUAAAAUGCAAACUCUCUAUUUUAGAGCUGAAGCGCUGAAGGAUUCAAAGCCGUCUCAGAAAGACAAGCCGGUCCCAGCGAAACCAAAUCAGCAAGCCAGGACUUACUUUCCAUUGGGGCCUGAUUUUUCCUUGAACGAUAAGCCACAGGCAGUCAGAGCUGUGCAGGCCAGUGAACCUCAAGGUCAGCGAUACACCGCGGAGGAGAUUGAGGUGCUCAGGUAAGGAAAGGGAACAGUUUUCCAGGCUUGUUGAAAAUGGGUUGCCUCAUUUAGACUGCAGUCGGGUGCACACUUAAACCAGGGAGCCCGUCCCACUGAACACAGUGAGGCUUACUUCUGAGCAAGCAUGCAUGGGAUUGUUGAAAGCACCAGAUUGUAGACCGAUGUGAUGAUUCUGUUGGGAUGCGUCUGGGGAGACGGGGGCUUUUGGCAGGCCCCCAGCUGGCUCCAGCCACCGGCCAGCAGCCAGGUGAACUCCAGAUCUCGGAACAGCAUCAAUCAGCCUCAGAAGCCUUCAGAAGCUUAAGCACGCAAGCCAGCAGAGGUAAGAACUCUUUGCAAUGGAAGUGGCGGACAGAGACAUGUGUAAGCAUUAUUUACAGGGAUGCGGGUGGCGCUGUGGGUUAAACCACAGAGCCUAGGACUUGCCGAUCAGAAGGUUGGCGGUUCGAAUCCCGGUGACGGGGUGAGCUCCCGUUGCUCGGUCCCUGCUCCUGCCCACCUAGCAGUUUGAAAGCACGUCAAAGUGCAAGUAGAUAAAUAGGUACCACUCCGGCGGGAAGGUAAAUGGCAUUUCCGUGCGCUGCUCUGUUUCGCUAGAAGCGGCUUAGUCAUGCUGGCCACUUGACCCGGAAGCUGUACACCAGCUCCCUCGGCCAAUAAAGCGAGAUGAGCGCCGCAACCCCAGAGUCGGCCACGACUGGACCUAAUGGUCAGGGGUCCCUUUACCUUUUUAUUCAGCAUAGUUCAGGAACAAAGGGAAAACAUGUCUGCUUCCCUUCGUGUCCAAGCAAAACAGCAGCAUAGCAAAAGCAAUAUACAACGGAAGUUCCCAGCAGACUAUGCUGGAAGUAAAUAGACAUGUGACUUACAACAACUCCACAUAUCUGUUCCUCUUAAGGCGGAAUGGAACAUCAAUAUCCUAACAGUUACAACAACAGCAAAUGUUGCACGGCUCUUAAAUAUCAAGAAGGCGUGCCGACUUUAUCGUGGAGUUUAUGCCAAUGAUCAAGCAACGUGUAAUUCUAAUCCCAUUUCCCUUCGGGAUGCAAAUGUACUAAGGCUAACAGCAGGAUAUUUAGCUGAUAAAUGUAUCCAUAUAUUUUGGCGCGGAAUAGCAUUGCUGCUAAAGGAGAUACAGGUUUGCCGCCACCACUCCUGCUGCCCUUUUAAAACAAGCCAACACAAAUAGGACUUUGUACAGCUUUGGAGGAAGUCAGGGGAAGGCUACAGUAGUAACUUCCUGCCUGGCAGGCAAGCUUCAAAGAGAUGGAGCCCCCUGGUGGUCUGGGGAAGCAGUGUCUAUUUUAAGACGCUGUGUUUGCACCACACUGACCUCCCCACCUCUUUAUCUAACUCAACCAGCCAUUUCUGCUUUGAACCUUUGGUGGCCAGAACAUUCAGGGCUAAUGACCAUGUGAACAAAGCUUUCAAUGCAAAACUGAAGGGGAAAAUUUGCUGGCUCUUUAAAACGAGACCAUCCACUGCGUCUUGCUCCCGUUCCCAUACUAAAAAUUCUAAAGGCAUUAAGCAGGCAGGUAUACCUCAGCUGUUCAUUUAGAGCCUGUCUGGGUGGGAAACAAAUGCAUUUGAAUAGCAUUGUGGUCCUGACAUCUUGCAUCCUGUUUUCAUAGGAAGACAUCAAAGAUCAAUGGCAUUGAGUACGUCCCUUUCAUGAGCGUUGACCUCAGAGAGCGUUUUGCUUUUCCAGUACCUUUCUCGUAAGUGAAUAUAAGCUGCCUAGCUAUGGACUCACCGAAAUGCUUUCUCAUUCCUUAUUAUUCUUAAGAAUUGUCUCUGGGGAACAAUGUUCAGGUGCUCCCUUGAAAGGGCGGUGUGAAAAGUAAGCUGUUGCCGCCUGCUCAUCGUAGGUGAAUUCAUUCAACUAUACGCGCUAUAGAAAUAGUCUUGACAUCUGCAGUACCCCUGUUAAAUUUUUGAACACUGCUACUGUUAGGAAAAAUGCUUACAGGCCAUUCAACUUCAGAUUAAGGAACCUUGAAGCACCGACAAAUGUUAGAGAGGCUGCAAAAUAGUGGGCACCUCUUUGUACUUGUGGUUUUACAUGCUUUUAGAAAGGGACAUCUGUAAUAGACUAAAUGCAAUAAAUUAAUGGGCUUCUUGAACCCUGACUGAUCAGUGCAGUGGAAGCUGGAAGAAAACUUUAUUUUAUAUAUACAUAUAUUCUUUAUUGAAAGAUAAUUAUAAUAAUAAUUAAUAAUAAUAUUUUAUUUGUACUCCGCCCUCCCCGGCUGGAGCUGGGCUCAGAGUGGCUAACAUCAUAUAAAUAACACAGUAUACAUAAAAACAGGCAUCAAUUAAUUAAAAUAUGUCUUAAAAUUAAUUCAGACAAAUUAUAAUCUGCACAAAUGGCAGUUAUCAGGUUAAGACUGAGAGCGGUUAAUACUUGCCAGGACCAACUGUUUUCACGGAUCGUAUAAGGACCUGUGGACAGGCUGGGAGGCCUCCUUCAUGCUUGUUCUUAUACAAAGGAAAAUAGGUCAGACUGCACCCUGGCCAAAGAUAAAAAGUACAUAAUUGCAAGUGCACAGAGUAAGAUAAGACACAAAAAAAAAAAAAAAGAAAGAAUACUACCCAUGUAGAAAACAAAACACAACAAAAACAAAAAUUGUAUACAUUUCCCAAAAAAGUUGUAAUUAAUCAGACCAUAACCUAAUAUGGUAUUUAUAAAAUGGAAGAAAGCAUUAUUUUUAACUUGUAAGACUCCAGAGGUCUGCAUGCUCCUGUUAUUAGUAUCUUCCAGAGUUUUAACUGUUUCACACUGACUUAGGAUUGUAGAAUCAUGAAUGAGUUAAGUGGGCAACUUUUCCAAAGCUUUUUUUCAAAAUGGUCUCUGUGGUCUUUGUGGUCUCUGAAGCGCAUCUCUUCUUACUCUCUUACGCUGCUGGAAGUAACUCAUGAGCCCUACAGCCCUAAUGCUAAGGAGGCUUGAGAGGUCUUCAGAUUUAAAGAAAGUGUGGCAGGGGAAACAUGUACACAUUUGAGUCUGGAAGUCAAUCUCAAAAAGUAAUUGCCGAUGAAUAUUUGCUCCAUAUUAAAAAGAUAAAAUUGCAUGAUCACACAUUACAAUCCAUAAAAGCCACAAUCUAAGACUGUUAUAACAAUAUUCUGACAGCAGCAGUUGAGUGAUACUGGCAAAACAAAACAGUAUGAAGAUAUAAAAAAAGCAGCAAAGAAUGAAAAAUUAAAAGCAGAUUGUAAAGCAACUAUUGCUAAAAAAAGAGCUAUUUUAUAUUGUGGCUUUCUGGAACCGAAGCGGAGUAGACUCGUUUGUAAGGAGCCUAGGAAAUAAACUCAAAUACAGAUUGAUUGCCAGGAUCUGCAUAUAUUACAGGGAGAUUGCUUUGGUUGUUGGUCAUGAGGCCUAAGUAGUCUUCACAGCGGUAAAUAUUGGGGCAAGCAGGGUAUAAUUCAUCGGGUGGCGCAGUGGUCUAAACCACUGAGCCUCUUGGGCUUGCUGAUCAGAAGGUUGGCGGUUCGAAUCCCCGCGACGGGUUGAGCUCCCGUUGCUCUGUCCCAGCUCCUGCCAACCUAGGAGUUCAAAAGCACGCCAGCACAAGUAGAUAAAUAGGUACCACUAUGACGGGAAGGUAAACAGUGUUCAGUUGCGCCAGAAGCAGUUAAGUCCUGCUGGCCCCAUGACCUGGAAAGUUGUCUGUGGACAAACGCCUGCUCCCUUUGCCUGAAAGUGAGAUGAACGCCACAACCCCGUAGUCACCUUAACAGUCCCGGAGUCCUUUACCUUUCACCUUAAUUCAGUGUAGGAGCCCAAGCAAGGCUGAUCAUGAACUGGAGGCUGGAAUUCCAGGUUUGGAGAGCUAAGAGCCCAAAGGGAACAAGAACAAUUAGGAGCUAGGCUCAGGUGGUCUUUUGAAUCUUCAUAGGUGGGCAGAAAACCUUUUGGGUAUUGCUUCCUGAUUUGCCCUGAUAAAAAUGAUGUGUGAUAAAGUGAUUUUACCAGCCCGUGGAUUUCAUACUUAGCAGUGACUUUUGGUUUGGGGUGGGGAUUGCUUUGAUUGCAGAGAUAGAUGUGGCAAGCUGCCGUUGUCUCCCAAGCAAAAGGCAAUGUUUUCCCGCUGGGUGCGGCCUGAUGAGAUAACAAACAGCCCCACCAUGAUCUACACAGUGUCGAGCUUCAGCAUAAAACAGGUAAGGAGGAUCUGACACAGUUGGCUAUCUUCAAAUAAGAAACAAAGCAAGACGGCAGAAGCUGACACUUUCACAGUCUGCAAAGAGAGCUUUCGCUUUGAUGUUCUUUCAUACACUGUUGCCUUCCUGUGAGCAAUGUUCAGAACCCCCACACUACCAGAAAGUAUUAAUUACGUGUCAGAGCCCUAAUUCAGGAAUCGGAAGGGCCAUUUCAUUUGCAGGCUGUAAGUGCUCCUGCCAACCUUGCAGUUCGAAAGCACGUCAAAGUGCAAGUAGAUAAAUAGGUACCACUCCAGCGGGAAGGUAAACGGUGUUUCCGUGUGCUGCUCUGGUUCGCCAGAAGCGGCUUAGUCAUGCUGGCCACAUGACCCGGAAGUUGUACGCUGGCUCCCUUGGCCAGUAAAGCGAGAUGAGCGCCGCAGCCCCAGAGUCGGCCAUGACUGGACCUAAUGGUCAGGGGUCCCUUUACCUUUAACAUGGGUAGUAUUGACCUCCAACUCCCAUUAGUCCUGAGCAGCUUAGCCAGUGGUCAGCCAGGGUGGGAGUUCGAGUUCAGUCACAUUUGGAGGGCUGCAGGUUCCCUAGCCCUGCUCUGCUGCAGUUGGAGAAGGUGUGUUUAGAGGAAUGCUUUAGAGGGAAACAGAAUCAGUGGCUCUUUCUCAUCUGUCAAAGUAAAUGGAGAAUAUUUUCUUCAAUGCCUUUGGAUCUGACGAAGAAUCCAGAGGUUUGGGUGCUUUGAGGUUAGAACUGGUAUAUCAGAGAUGGGAGCUAUGUGGCCUUGCAGAUAUUCCCAUCAUCCCUGGCAAUAUGGAGGGCCUCUGGCUCCCCAUCCCUGUGUGGUUACCUGACUUUUGAGGAAACUGGUGUUUACAGUUUCAAGCAUAUUUAUUUGCCUUGAAUUAACUCAGUUCUUCCCCCACAUUUUCGAUCAAUUGAGAGAUCUAAUUUAUUGUUGGGUGUCUCCCCCCCCCAAUCCUCUUUACAUUGGCCUGCUUGUCAGUGGCACUUCAUUUUUUUUAUAUUUCAUUUAUGAUUUUCAGUUUUAUACAUUUCAGUAAUUUUACAAUCAUUUUAACAUUUCAAAACUUCCUUCCCCCUCUUUCUACGGCUCCUUAAAUUUAUUUUUAAUAUUUUCUGCAUAUCCGAAUUAACUUAAUUUGCUCAUUUAUUCAUCUACUUUAAAUAUAUACUCUUAUGAAACUGCAGGUUAUUACAGUGAUCCUGCCAAUGUUUUUAUCUGUUUGCAAUUUAUAAGUAAAUAUUCAAUAAACCACUUCCAUUCUUUUAUAAAAAGUUUGUUAUCUUCAUUUCUUAUUUUUCCGGUAAGUUUCACCAUUUCUGCAUAUUCCAUAAGUUUUUGUAUCCAUUCUUCUUUUGCUUUCCAUUUUUGGGCAAGUGACAUUCUUGCCGCUGUAGUCGCAUACAUGAAUAAAUUUCUAUACAGUUUGGGUAGUUCUGAAACUCCUUGACCCUUUACUCUUUCUGUCCUCAGACAAUCGUGUCAGAUUGUUCCUUCGUAGCUUCUCUUGCUAUCAGUGCGGCAUAUGAAAGACGAUACAACAAGAAGCUGAUUACCAGGUACAGGUUCUGGCAGAUGAUCUGCAAAGUUUUUGUUUCAAAUUUUUUUUUAAUAUAAAAAAAUGUGCUGGAAAUAACUUGGCAGCUUCACUAUCUAUGUGCUUUCUGGCCAUUUCUUUUAAAAUAUAUAUUUAUUUAGUUUUUCAAAUUAUAAUUUUACAAUCACAUAUCCAACAUCCAACAUAAAAACAAGAUUCCAAAGAAUCUCCUGGACUUCCCUCCUGCCUCCUUGUGGGUCCUAUUAUUAAUCAUUUCCUCCUGCAUCUUUUAUAAUAAUCCAGAUCUUUUACAUCUCCGUUAUAUCCAAAAUUCACCACUAAACUACAAAUGUUACUCCAAUCCUACUAAUGAUUUUAACUGUUUACAAUGAUUUUUAAGGUAAAUUAUAAAUUUCCCCUGUUCCUUAUUAAAAAAUUUGGUCUUCCUGAUUUCUGAUUCUUCCGGUCAUUUUGGCCAUUUUAACGUGCUCCGGAAACCUGCAGCCAGAGUCCUGACCGGUAACAUCAAAUUGGUUGAUGAAGCUCAACACCACCUUUUUGGCCCAUGAUACCCAGGCCAGAUCUAGACACAUAAAAGAAGCGUUUUGGUUAAGCGCGUUGUAAACUUUCUAUGAGAAAUCAGGUUGGCAAAAACGGAACUCCACAGUGCCAUCUGGUGUCUCAGAGUUAUAAAGCAUAAACAGUGCGUAUAAAACGCUUUUUCUUUGCCAGUAUAGCUGAGUCCGCAGUUUCCCAAGCCCUUCUGUCUGCUUGCUUAUUUCCUGCUUUUCACAGAAAAUCUCCCUCCCUCUUCUAGGCCUUUAUGGUGUGUUUGAAUCAAGAUGGCUGGUUUCAAGAUGGUUGCUGCAUCUUCCACCCCUGUUGUGUUCAGAUAUCUCCCACUUUCAAUCCAUGUAUUUAUAACCACUCUGAAAUCAUAAAUCCUCGGUUGUGAGAGGCAUGGGGAACGCAUUCAGGGAGGGACCAUAGCUCAGCUGUGGGAUGCGGGUGGCGCUGUGGUCUAAACCACUGAGCCUCUUGGGCUUGCCGAUCAGAAGGUCGGUGGUUCGAAUCCCCACGACAGAAUGAGCUCCCAUCGCUCUGUCCUAGCUCCUGCCAACCUAACAGUUUGAAAGCACGCCAGUGCAAGUAGAUAAAUAGGUACCACUGUGGCGAGAAGGUAAACAGCGUUUCUGUGCGAUUUGGCUUACGUCAGUGUUGUUUGUAGCCUUCUCACCACCUCAAGGGGGACGAUCCUGCCCAUGGAGUGGGGUCCUGACCAUCUGCUCCAAAGUCUGGCUGGGAUGGCACUGCUGAUGUCACAAUACUCUUGUGAUGUAGUUUAGUCUGCUACCAGGCAGGAUGACAACAAAUGCAAGGUUGCCACUAGUAACAGGAGCCCAGUGCUUUGUGUCUAUCCCUCCCAAUAUCUAGGGAAAUCAGUGCAUGACUAGAUCAUUCAUCAGUUCUCCAUUCACUCCACCCAAAGUUUUGCCAUGGCAAGGAAGGUGCUGGCUGCAUGAUUCACUGGGGAGCAGGAAGCUCAGUUGUGUCAGUAUAAUAGGAAUGACUGGGCUGUUCAUGACAUGAUCUAAAUAAGUUGCACCACUGCAUGGCAUAAGUGGUGAGGUUAUAAUAGUUAUAUACUCUGUACUAUUUAUUUAAUUUUAUUUAUUUAUCCCUACAACCUAGUGAGCUCCCGUUGCUCUGUCCCAGCUCCUGCCAACCUAGCAGUUCGAAAGCACGCCAGCACAUGUAGAUAAAUAGGUACCACUGCAGCAGGAAAGUAAAUGGCAUUUCUGUACGCUCAGGUUUCCAUCACAGUGUCCCGUUGCUCCAGAAACGGUUUAGUCCUGCUGGCCACAUGACCCGGAAAGCUGUCUGCAGACAAACGCCGGCUCCCUUGGUCUGAAAGCGAGAUGAAAAUUAAUGAAUGUUAGAAAAAUGUUGGAAUGAAGUUAUAUGGCUUUAGUAGAAAUGUUAUAAGGAAUUAAGUAUAGAUAGAUUAAUAGAGCAUUAAAGGAAAAAAUAAGGUUAGAAUGAGUUAAGAUAAUUAUAGGAUAGAAAACAAGGAAGAUGGAAAGGAAUUGUUGAAAUAAUUAACAGAAGUGGAAUACAAAAAGGGAGGUGUGAAGAGGUCGUGGAAAUAAGUGAAUGAAAGAUGGGAUAAUGAAAUUGUUUGAUUUAUUUUAUUGUUUUUGUUUUGUUUUGUUGGUUUAAUGUAUUGCAUUGUAUUGUCUUUUUAGUGUUUAAGUUUUUGGAAAAGUAAUAAAUAUUAUUUUUUUUAAAAAAUGAAAGCGAGAUGAGCGCCGCAACCCCAUGGUCGCCUUUGACUGGACUUAACCGUCCAGGGGUCCUUUACCUUUUACCUAUAGCUUAGCUGUAGAGCAUCUUACAUGCAAAAAGUUGCAGGCUCAAACACCUGGCAUCUCUACCCUAAUAAUUUUUGUUUGCUGCAAUUUUAUAUGCCUAACUCCAUUGUGGUCGCUGGUGUCCUUUACUGUUUGGGACUUUCAGUUCUCUAUAUAACAGAGAACCUUUCCCUCUCAGGUGUGGGUUUAACACCAAAAAGCACACGAUACCAACUCUUUCUUAAGCUUUAAGUUGACAACACGGGAUUGAAAUAGACUUGGCUUAGUCCACAACAUGCACACAGAAUAUAUUCUAAUAUUUCCCCUGGUCUCUUCCCUUCCCCCCUUCAACACAGCAUUAUUUAUCCGCAGAAUAAAAAAGGAGAGCCGGAAUAUAAUCCGUGUGGAAAAUACAUGGUUAAGCUGCAUAUCAAUGGGGUCCCUCGGAAGGUAAGGUCAUGAUUGUUUGCUUGCUAGGUUGAUGGUUAGAAUUUUAUGUAAUUAUAUCCUAUUAAGUUGUUGACUGAACACAUGGGGGUCUCCACAAGGAUGAAUAUACCACAAAAACAAGACCUUGCCCCCCCCCACCACACGCAAUUCACAGCUUUUACAGGGGAACAGCAAUAUUGGCAGGUGUCUGUUAGCAUUUGUAUUGCAUUUGCAUUGUAAAUGUAUUUUUUUUUUAAAUGGUAUUGGGGAAAGGAGGUGGCAGGUGGGAGUUGGCUGGUUAUUCCGUUAGUUGUUUCUUUGGCCAAGAACGUGAGAGAGUGCUGAUUUCAGGCAGACACUGUCUGGAGGAGUUUGUGAGGACAAGCAAUCUGUGGAUUAUUACCUUAGGCACUCCUAUGAAGGAGUUUUGAAAACAAAAAGGACUAAACCCUCUCUUGGGCUCAAGGGAGAGAAACACAUUGUGUUCAUUAAUAUACAGUAUACAGUCAGUAUCUUGGAAGUUGAACAGUAUCCAUUCUGGAAAUCCGUUCAACUUCCAAGAGCCAGUGUGGUGUAGUGGUUAAGAGUGGUAGACUCGUAAUCUGGUGAACCGGGUUCGCUUCCCCGCUCCUCCACAUGCAGCUGCUGGGUGACCUUGGGCUAGUCACACUUCUCUGAAGUCUCUCAGCCCCACUCACCUCACAGAGUCUUUGUUGUGGGGGAGGAAGGGAAAGGAGAAUGUUAGCCGCUUUGAGACUCCUUAGGGUAGUGAUAAGGCGGGAUAUCAAAUCCAAACUCUUCUUCUUCAAAAUGUUUGGAAACAAAGCGCGGCUUCUGAUUGGCUGCAGGAAGCUCCUGCAGCCAAUCAGAAGUCCCGUCAGACAUUCGGCUUCCAAAAGAAAGUUCAAAACUCAGAACAGUCACUUCCGGGUUUCGAUCAUUUAGGGGCCAAAAUAUCCAAGUUCCAGGGUGUUCAGGAUCCAAGGUAUGACUAUAUGAAUAAUACUUCUUGUUCAACUGUUGCCAACCUGACAAGCAAAAAAUUAUCUUCAAGUCUUGUGUAAGGUGUCUUUUUUUAUCACAAAUAGCUAACAGUGCCCCCAUGUCCCCCGCAUCUCAUGUUUUAAUCAACACAUUGUCAGAACGCUUGGCUAGAGCCAAUGUAUAUUCUUCGUUCUAUGAGCCUGACUCUUCUGUGUGACUUACUUAAUUCCACGCGAAGCUGCCACAGCUGUCUUAUUUAAGCUCUUGGUUUGAUCUCUCUCUGUCCUGUUUUGCCCAGGUGAUAAUCGAUGACUUCCUACCGGUGGAUCACAGCGGAGAACUUCUCUGCUCUUACUCCAACAACAAAAGCGAACUCUGGGUUUCCUUGAUAGAGAAAGCUUACAUGAAGGUUAUGGGAGGUUAUGAUUUUCCAGGAUCAAAUUCUGUGAGUACUGAUCUGUUCUUGGCAAGGAGUAAAUGUCUGUUCAGGCAGAUCUUCCCAUUAUGAAGAGCUCUUUCAUUAAUCCCAAGUAGAGAAUGUAAAAUAGACGGAUGCCAUCAUAAACAAAAUACGAUCUCUGCUUUUUGUUCAUUGUAGCAUGUGUGCUUUUUUUCCAGCACGGCAAAUAAUCUCUGUAGGAGUAAGUUAUAUUUGAGUUGGCCUUAUUUGGGGAAUGUUCUUGGCAAAUGCAAGUUAGCACGACUGAAGUCUAGUAUGGGGUUUUAUGGAUGAAAUUCGGGGGGGGGGGGGGGAUGCAUUUGGGUACCACAACUUGGUCUCCAGUUUCUGAGGCUUUGGCCCUUAUUGAUAUCACAUUUUCAGCUGCAUCUCUGUGAUGAUGGAGGGAAGAAACCAUUAUACUGUGGCCAAAGGUAAGGAAGAAAGAAGCUGUGUUAGCCAGUGCAGUUCUGUUUCCUCUGAAUCUGAAAAUUUCUGAUGGCUGCUGCAAAAUCCAUGGCGUUUUCUGUGAAUUAGCCUUCUGUUACCUCCUAAAAAGUUUCACGUAGGCCAGCACCAAAAGGAAAUGAAAACUGGAAGUUUCAGAACUGGAACCAUACCUUUUAUUAAACUUCUUGCUUUUCAAAAAUAGCAAUUUCCCCCCACAUGCAUGGCUUUUUCACAGUCCUGGGUUAUACUGCUGUUUUUGUUACCGAGGAAAUCUGCUUUUAUUUCAGAAUAUUGAUCUCCAUGCGUUGACUGGCUGGAUACCCGAAAGGAUUGCCAUGCACUCAGGCAACCAGUCUUUUGACAAAGACAGUUCCUUCAGGAUGCUUUACCAAAGGUAACUUACGGCUGAUAUAUAUAUAUAUUUUUAAGAGGCUCUGGUGUUAUAAGCGGAAUAGUUCCAUUGUAUUUUUACACUUGCUAGUGCCAUGGCUAGCAAAUACUAAUGAGCAAUUGAUGAAGGUAUGGUCUUUAUCUAUAGUGAGAGAGACUGAUGUAGAAAAUGGCACUUUGGUGGUAGUGUGUUUCAGUCCUCUGUUAGACUUUAAAAAGAAAUACACCAAUUGGCCAGAAAUAUUGACAAGCUUCUGGCUGAAUUCUGCCUUUCUUUGGACUUAAGGCAGAAGUAGAAAUAUUUUUCAAAGGGGCAUGAAGUAAAAGCUGUGGUAUGUUUGGUGUUUGAGCUUUUGUUGUUUCAGAUGCUGCAGGUAAAUAUGGAUGACUUCAGGAUAGGAUUCGAAUCUGGUUUAAUUAGGAAUACUUUUAGUAUAUAAUAAUUUUUAAUAUUUUUUCAGUUACAAUAAUCCAAUAAUAGCCUCAUUAGAACAAUGCCAAAUUAUAAUACAGUUCCUAAUACAAAUCAUUCAAAUUCCAAAUUAUAUAAUUUACGUGCCCCCCCAAGGACUAGAAUAGAUUAUUUUGAUGAUUUUCUUUGUUUCUACAUUCCAAAAUCUUACUGAUUUCAAUUACAUUCCCAUCAUAGUAGUAAUCCCUUAUACAACAGCUGCUAUAUUUGUAACUUCUAUUCAUGUUGACACAUUAAGAAGAUCAUGGCCACAGGUCCCAUCACCUGCUGGCAAAUAGAAGGGGGGGGGGGAAUGGAGGCAGUGAGAGAUUUUACUUUCUUGGGCUCCAUGAUCACUGCAGAUGGUGACAGCAGCCACGAAAUUAAAAGACGCCUGCUUCUUGGGAGAAAAGCAAUGACAAACCUAGACAGCAUCUUAAAAAGCAGAGACAUCACCUUGCCAACAAAGGUCCAUAUAGUUAAAGCCAUGGUUUUCCCCAGUAGUGAUGUAUGGAAGUGAGAGCUGGACCAUAAAGAAGGCUGAUUGCCGAAGAAUUGAUGCUUUUGAAUUAUGGUGCUGGAGGAGACUCUUGAGAGUCCCAUGGACUGCGAGAAGAUCAAAUCUCUCCAUUCUGAAGGAAAUCUGCCCUGAGUGCUCACUGGAAAGACAGAUCUUGAAGCUGAGGCGCCAAUACUUUGGCCACCUCAAGAGAAGAAAAGAUUCCCUGGAAAAGACCCUGAUGUUGGGAAAGAUGGAGGGCACAAGGAGAAGGGGACGACAGAGGACGAGAUGGUUGGACAGUGUUCUCGAAGCUACCAGCAUGAGUUUGACCAAACUGCGGGAGGCAGUGGAAGACAGGAGUGCCUGGCAUGCUCUGGUCCAUGGGGUCACAAAGAGUCGGACACGACUAAACAACAACAACAAAGUCUACAAGUGAAGAUCUCAUACUGUAUCAUUGUUUUUCCUGUGUGUGACAUUUGUUCUGUCCAGGAUGUUUCUUCCUGUCCAUGUAUGCCAAUCUUUCCCUGGUCGUUGCUGCAAUCUGUCAUGCCUUGAGCGGAGAUGAUAUCCCAGUGUUGCUCCAGAAAUUUCUCCCUCACUCAGUCCCAUGCUCUUUGUUUUUGCGGCUUUAACAAUAGCUGCAAAAGUCACUCUAUCCCAGUCAGUGACCUGUUUUCACCAUUUUCCCUCCCAGCCUUGGAAGAAGAAGGAUCUGUUAUCUUUCCAGUGCACUUGGCAAGUUUCCAGAUUCCUUCCAUUCCUCCAUUCAGCCGAAUAUAAAUAGCACAUACCUUCCAGAUUCCAUACUCGCAAAAUGAUAAUUAGUCCAAUUAUCGUAUAGUCCAAACAGUCCAAUUAAAUUUCUCCAUCCCUCGGUCCCAUGCUUCUCUGUUUAAUUAGAAAUACUAGGAACUAAAGUUUUGUGGUAUAAGCUCGGGGGUAGUCAAGUGCUGUUGGACUUCAAUCAGGGUGGAUUUGAUUUAAAUCAAAUCGAUUUAAAUCACGAUUUAAAUCACUAGUCAGUAAGACUUGAUUUAAAUCAUAUUUUUUUACAGACAGAUUCAUUCUUGCAUAUUUACAAGCAGAUGAAGGUUUCAUUUUUGGAAUAAUAAAUUUUCAGAACAGUUUUUACAGUUAUAUCAAAAAUUACUGAUUUGGUUAUACUAUUAGAAAUACAUAGACAGAUAGUUAUGAAAUUAUUGUGAGGUUUGAUAAGUUAGCUGUUUAUAUUUGGACAACUUUUCUGCUGUACUUUAUCGGAAGGAGAAAAAUAAACAUUUCCUCAAUAACAAUUUAAACAAUUAUUUAACUAAAACAAUAACAUUAUAGCAUCGAUAUUUGUUAACUGAUGUGGUUAAACAAUUUUUUAAAAAAAACUUCAGACUGAGUUUUAGCACACAUGAAAAACUUAAAGGAAAUCCUUAUUUCCUGAUGGAUAGCCUUUGGACUAUAAUGUAACUUAAAUAGAAAACUAUCUUUAGAAUGGUUUUUCCUCCAAAAGCAUUUUAUUUUAAAAAUCUGAUUUAAUUUUAAAAAAUCUGGUAUUAUUAUUAUUAUUAUUUAUUUUAUUUUAAAAUCCCAUCAGCUCCAACCAUGGUGGAAGAUAAUGGGAGCUGGUUUCCACCAGCUACGGGAAGAGAGGAGGGGAUUUACUUUAGUUCUAGCUACAAUUUAAAAUGAGGCUGCAUUUUAAAUUGAAUUUUAACCUGUGUUUUAAAUUGUUCUUUUUCUUUUUUCUUAUUAUGUUUUUACUGAAAUUUUAUUGGUGUUAGCCGCCCUGAGCCUGGCUCUGGCCGGGGAGGGCGGGGUAUAAAUAAAUUUUUAUUUAUUUAUUUAUUUAUUUAUUUUUUAUUAUUAUUAUUAAUAACUCCUGAAAUAGUUCUUCGAGAUUUCUUAUCUGUCUUCCACCCCUGUGCCGCAACCUCUGAGAGGCAUCAAUUUAUGCCACCGCUUCGUUAAGGUUUCCAGGAUGACAUCUGCCUUUCUUUUCUCUUCUUCAAAAGGAUCUUGUUGUUGUUGUUGUUGUUUAGUCGUGUCCGACUCUUUGUGACCCCAUAGACCAGAGCACGCCAGGCACUCCUGACUUCCACUGCCUCCCGCAGUUUGGUCAAACUCAUGCUGGUAACUUCGAGAACACUGUCCAACCAUCUGGUCCUCUGUCAUCCCCUUCUCCUUGUGCCCUCCAUCUUUCCCAACAUCAGGGUCUUUUCCAGGGAGUCUUCUCAUCUCAUGAGGUGGCCAAAGUAUUGGAGCCUCAGCUUCAGGAUCUGUCCUUCCAAGUGAGCACUCAGGGCAGAUUUCCUUCAGAAUGGAGAGGUUUGAUCUUCUUGCAGUCCAUGGGACUCUCAAGAGUCUCUUCCAGCACCAUAAUUCAAAAGCAUCAAUUCUUUGGUGAUCAGCCUUCUUUACGGUCUAGCUCUCACUUCCAUACAUCACUACUGGGAAAACCAUGGCUUUAACUAUACGGACCUUUGUUGGCAAGGUGAUGUCUCUGCUUUUUAAUAUGUUGUCUAGGUUUGCCAUUGCCUUUCUCCCAAGGAGCAGGCGUCUUUUAAUUUCGCGGCUGCUUUCACCAUCUGCAGUGAUCAUGGAGCCCAAGAAAGUAAAAUCUCUCACUGCCUCCAUCUCUUCCCCUUCUAUUUGCCUAUCUAUUUCUAUCUAUUUCAAAUGGAUAAGGAUAGACUAAUAAGAAGCAUCAGUGGUUCUGUUACUCCAUCUGUAAGCAAACUCUGAAAGUCAACAUUCUUCUUCUUUGUGGCCAGAUUUCGCAAAGGGGACGUGCUCAUUACAACGGCGACGGGAGUGAUGACCGAGGAGGAAGGAGAAAGGUGGGGUUUAGUACCAACCCAUGCCUACGCUGUUUUGGAUAUCAGAGAAUACAAGGUACCCGUGGGAAUAAAUGCAUCAGAGCUUUUGGCAAUACCUCCUUUAAAUUGGCAGGUUUUUAUAUUUUAAAAAUCUUGCGUCCUCUUUUGCUGCUUAAAAGCUGAAGAAUAGGAAACCAUGGAACAUCUUUUCCAAAUCAGCUUUAUCCGGAUUGUUUUAAGACUUUCAGCUCAUUUGAUUUCCUGUAUUCAUUGGGGGUGUGGGGUGGUACAACCUAAUGGAAAAUGCCAGAUACUCCUUAUUUUCUUUUCUUCGUUUAGGGGCUUCGAUUCCUCCAGCUGAAAAAUCCCUGGAGCCACCUCCGCUGGAAGGGAAGAUAUAGUGAAAAUGAUAUGAAGAACUGGACCCCGGAACUUCAGAAAUACUUGAAUUUCGAUCCCAGAACGGCCCAGAAAAUAGACAACGGUAAAGGAGCAAAACACUUGGAGGUUUGAGCAAGCAAGAUUUUAAAUGGCUCAUUUGCCCCAGAAUCUCCCUAGUGGAACAGGACUGGAGCUUGGGGGAGUAGGGUUGGGAGAGUAGGGGGGUGGCUUGAUUUUCACAGCUCCUAGAAGGAUCAGGUCCAAGGUCAAAGACCUUGGCAGGAUCUUUUAGCUUUUACAGUCGUACCUUGGAAGUCGAACACCUUGCCAGUUUUGACUCCCGAAGGUUGCAAAUACGGAAGUGAGUGUUUCAGUUUGCGAACUAUUUUUGGAAGCCGAACGUCCGACGGGGCUUCUGCAGCUUCUGAUUUUUGAAAAAAAGAUUAGAAGAUUCUUGUCUUCCCUGCCAUGGCCUCCCCGCCAUUGCUUGUCUGGCCAGCUUCACUCUGGCUCCCCUCACUAGGGUUGGACGAUAUAUCAUCCCAAACUGAUUUGAAUUCCACAUUGUGACACUGGUUUCAUCAUUUUUGACCUGGCAAUAUAUUGCAAAUCAUGAUAUCUAUGUGUGUGUGCUAUGCAAAAAUCGCAAGGGGGGGCUGUGAAGCCAGCAGAUGUCUCUACAUCAGGCAUAGGCAAACUUGGCCCUCCAGAUGUUUUGAGACUACAGUUCCCAUCAUCCCUGACCACUGAUCCUGUUAGCUAGUGAUGAUGGGAGUUGUAGUCCCAAAACAUCUAGAGGGCCGAGUUUGCCUAUGCCUAUUCUACAUUAUUUCAUCCUUAUUUCAGACAUCAUGAUAUAUAAGUACAUUGUGAUGUUUAAUUGGUGAUAUAUCACAGUGUUGAAAACCAGGUAUCACCCAGCCUUACUCCCCCACCCCUUUAACUGUACCAGGUGGCCCUAGCAGUCCCUGAAACAACAUUAUUAUUAUUAUUAUUAUUAUUAUUAUUAUUAUUAUUAGCUCCAGACAGUCAUUUUGCUUUCUCAGAAUGCUUCUGGAGGUAAGUGGGACCCAGAGACAUUUUGGAGAAUUAAAAGUGGCUAAUGUUUGGCUCUUCACCCUAUUACUGCGGCAGCACUGCUCUUGUGGGAAUUGCCAGCCAUCUUGGCCCUGUCAUUUAGCGGGGCUCAGGGCCUGUGAGCCCAUCGACCUGUGCCCAGUGAUCCGGCCCUAGCAGUGUCCCUAUGUAGUCAAAACAGCACCACAUAUACACACACACAUACAGUGGUACCUCUGGUUACGUACUUAAUUUGUUCCGGAGGUCCGUUCUUAACCUGAAACUGUUCUUAACCUGAAGCACCACUUUAGCUAAUGGGGCCUCCUGCUGCCGCAGCGCAAUUUCUGUUCUCAUUCUGAAGCAAAGUUCUUAACCUGAGGUACUAUUUCUGGGUUAGCGGAGUCUGUAACCUGAAGCGCCUGUAACCCGAGGUACUACUGUACUCACGAGGAAGGUAUUAGUAGGCUGGGGGGAAACCCAAGAUUUGCAGAAGUACAGAAAUAGAUGGAGGAGCUCUAAAGGGGGGGGGGGGACCCAGAAACAGCCCCAUGAGGGCUGUGUUCAGUAGGCACAGAAUGCUGAAUUUCUGUAUGACAGGACGGAACGGCUCACAGUUUUGAAGAAUAUUCUUCCGCUAUGAAUGGUCCAUGUCAGCAUUAAGAAAAAGAAUUUUCGCCUGCUGUUAUAAUUGUUCUCUCUGUGAAAUGGAUGUUUUGUAUUUAUGAAAAAAUAACAUGGUUGUGACCAAGUUGCAACAAUUAAGGCUGCACAGAACAAAGCAUUUUGGUUCCCGAAAUUCUACAGGACGUGGUAAUAGUGGGUGAAAACAGUCCAGCUCCCAGGCAGGCACCUCGAGAUGGUGGAGAUGUCUGGCCCCAUCCUGGCUCCCAGGCAUCUUCACUUGGUUGCCAGUGGCCAAUAGCCAGGUGCAAAAUGUGCCUGGCGCCUGGCUAAUUUCUAACACUGCUAUAGGCACAUAUUAGAUUUUGAUUAUUGCUGCCUGUGCUUUUUUUCUUUAAAAACGUUUAGGGGUGCUCCCAUUUUGACUCCAGAAAAUCACCAUUUUAUAGUUCAAAUCAGGAAAAUAAACACAGUAAAUGGACAAAAAUACAAAUAUUCACCAAAUGUUUAGGGGUAUGCGUCCCCCCAGAAAAAAAGCACUGAUUGCUGCUCUCAUCCCCGUCUGCAACAACCCUCGUUACUCAAUUCAGAGCUAACGCUGAUCAGACAUUGGCUUUCCUCUCUCUCUGUGGGAUUUAAACGCCGAUUUAAGGAGGGAGCCGGUGGCGACAUAUCAAGGUUAGCUCACUGCGCUGCUGCCUAUUAAUGGCACACCGGCUAACGGGGUUUAUUCUUACACAUGCUGAGUGUGUUGAGGGGCCUUUGAAAACCACCAGCACCCAGGCAGAGCCUUCCGCUCUCGGACUGAGCUGCGGCGACUGAAACGCACAAAGCAGCUCCAGCAGCUGCUCCUCCAGCGUCCAGGCUUGCCCUUGACUGAGUUGCCAAGGUCGGCGGAGGCGCUUCUUGCACACACGCUGCUUCUGCCACCCUGAAGCCAUCUAGCUGUUUCCUAGCACCCGAAGCCACCAUCAUUCUGGGGCAGCUUGUGACUUCACAAUCGGCUGUGUGCACAUCUGCAGCUUGGCUGCAAAGGGAGAGAGGUCUGCUGUGGGCCUUUCUGGAAGCUCAGGGUUAGGAUGAGCAAAGAAAGAGGAAGAUAAUAAACCACAAGAUCAUUACCAAGUGGAGAGAGAGAGAGAGAGAGAGAGAGAGAGGAAGGAAGCAGCAGCAGCAGCAGCAGCAGCAACAACAACAAAAGCCUGGCUUUGCUUGCUCCCAUUUUCUGAUCAGAGGUUUGAUAUGUAGAAAUUGCUUGGGUCCUUUUAGACUCUGGACUUGGUGGUCUUUCAGCCUGUGGUGUUUGGCUGUCAGCCGUUCUGCUGAGUAGGUCCCUAGAUCUCUUCCUCCAAGUCCUGCCCUGAUGGUGAGGCUGCCACUUCUCAGUGCAAGGAGCUAAGCAGAGACUGUUCUGCUUAUUGCAGGGUGCGGGGAGAGGAUGAUUAAAGGGACAGAGACCGAGGUCAGCCCAGUUCAACAGCUGGCAAUCAAUCCUAUUCAGUAACCACAUAACACCGGUCCUGAAAGACCUACAUUGGCUCCCAGUACAUUUUCAUGCAGAAUUCAAAGUGUUGGUGCUGACCGUUAAAGCCCCAAGCAGCCAAUCAGAAGCUGCACUUUGGUUUCCGAAUGUUUUGGAAGUCGAACGGACUUCCAGAACGGAUUCUGUUCGACUUCCAAGUUAUGACUAUAUUUUCAUUGACUCCUGUCAUUAUGUUAAACGGCUUUUUGAGGAAAAUAUAGCAUGUUUUUUGACUAGAUCUUUUCCUUUCUUUUAGGGAUUUUCUGGAUUGCCUGGGAAGAUCUGUGCAAGUAUUACGAUGUUAUAUACUUGAGCUGGAACCCGAGUCUUUUUAAAGAAUCAACAUGCAUUCACAGGUUUGUCCAACGGAAAAGGUUGCAAGUUGCAAGUUUACUUCUAUACAGCUGUCCUGGACCAAUCCCAGCUCCCAACUUCCCUUGUGAGGGAACGGUACAAUAUUUGAGGCUUCCUAAUUUAGAAAAACAGUAAGGGGGACGUGGUGAAGAUGCAUAAAAUUAUGCCCUGGUAUGGACGCGGGUGGCGCUGUGGUCACCACUGAGCCUCUUGGGCUUGCCGAUCAGAAGGUUGGCGGUUCGAAUCCCCAUGACGGGAUGAGCUCCCGUUGCUCAGUCCCUGCUCCUGCCAAUGUAGCAGUUCGAAAGCAUGUCAAAGUGCAAGUAGAUAAAUAGGUAUCACUCCGGCGUGAAGGUAAAUGGCGUUUCCAUGCGCUGCUCUGGUUCGCCAGAAGCGGCUUAGUCAUGCUGGCCACAUGACCCGGAAGCUGUACGCCGGCUCCCUCGGCCAAUAAAGCGAGAUGAGCGCCGCAACCCCAGAGUCGGCCACGACUGGACCUAAUGGUCAGUCUAUUUUACCGUUACCUUUAUGGAAAAAGUAGACAGGAGAAAAACUACUUCAUGAAACUAGAAUCCAGGGCCAUCCAAGGAAGCUGCAAGAUCGGAGAAUCCAGAAGAAAGCAUUUUUUAUUAUGUAGGUACAACUUGGGCACUGUAGCUUAAAUGUUUGGGAGCAUUCAGCAUGCAGAAUUUGAAUAUUCUCACACGCCACGCCGCAUUUCCUCUUGAGCAUUCGUAAGUUUCAGGCUUGCAUUUCAACAGCUGUUUGCUUUGUUCCUUGGAAGGAUUGCACCAAAUAAUAUUUUGUACUUCCUGUUGAGAUCAUUGCUAGCAUAAAAGGAGUGAUAGCCAAAAUAUGUCCUCUUAAAGGGUAGUCAAGUUUUGUAUGAAUGAAUUGCAAUUCCUAUAAACGAAACAGUGACGUGUUUGAGAGAGGGAGUUUGUGUUUAUCUCUCAUGUUUGGGGUUUGUUUUUUGCUGCUUGGUGCUCAAGUUAUCUCAUAUAUACACACACACACACAUAUAUAUGCACAUAUAAAUAUAUAUAUAUAUAUAUAUAUAUAUAUAUAUAUACACACACACACACACACACACAUAUAUAUAUAUAUAUAUACAUACGUACGUACAUAUAUAUAUACACACACACACACACACACACACUGUUUUACAAUUCUCAUAUAUAUAUAUAUAAAUUUUCUCUUUUAUAGUUUAGAAUAUUCAUUUGGACAACCUUAAAAUAUCAAUGACUUCCCUUCUUCUCUUUCCAUGGUUAAUUUUGCAUAACAUAAAUCCCUGCAUUAUUACUUCCAUCAAAACUUAUUUACACUGUUGAAUUUAUCUUAAUGCUGCCAACAUUUUCAAGCGUGCACAAUUUUCCCUCAUACAUUCAGUAAACGUUUUCCAGUCUUCUCUGAACAUAUGUUCUUCUUGUUUUCUCAUUCUGUAUGUUAAAUCUGCAAGCUAAGCAUAUUCCAUCAAUUUAAGUUGCCAUUUGUCUUUGGUUGGGACCUCACUCAUUUUCCAUUUUUAGGCUAACGAAACACGGGCCACAGUAGUGGCAUACAUCAAUAACCUUUUUUGACACCUGGGAAUUUCCAUCUGAAUUAUCCCCAAGAAAAAGGACUCUGGUUUUUUGGGGGGGAAAGGUGCUUUUAAAACUUUUUUUUUCCAAUUCAUCAUAAAUUAUUUCUAAUAAAAUAUUUUCUUUUUCUAUUUUUAGUACCUGGGAUGCAAAACAGGGCCCUGUGAAAGAUGCAUACAGCCUAGCUAACAACCCACAGUACAAACUGGAGGUUCAGUGCCCACAAGGUGGGGCUGCAGUUUGGAUCCUGCUCAGCAGACACAUUACGGACAAGGUACCCUUGGCAUGGGGAAGCAGGUGGCGCUGUGGUCUAAAUCACUGAUCCUAGGGCUUGCCGAUCAGAAGGUCGGCAGUUCGAAUCCCCGCAACGGGGUGAGCUCCCGUUGCUUGGUCCCUGCUCCUGCCAACCUAGCAGUUCUAAAGCAUACCAGUGCAAGUAGAUAAAUAGGUACCGCUCUGGUGGGAAGGUAAAUGGUGUUUCCGUGCGCUGCUCUGGUUUGCCAGAAGCGGCUUAGUCAUGCUGGCCACAUGACCCAGAAGCUGUACGCUGGCUCCCUCGGCCCAUAAAGCAAGAUGAGCGCCGCAACCCCAGAGUUGGUCACGACUGGACCUAAUGGUCAGGGGUACCUUUACCUUUACCUUUACCUUUACCAUUGGCAUGAAUGUUUGAACCUUGGUAUGAAUGAGGGACUGGGCCCUGAAAUGCCGCCGCUUCUUCCGGUAUUUGAGCUAGCAAGAGGAGGAUUAAAGCCACCCGUUAUUUCAAAUAAAAUGCAAACCCACACGAGUGUGAUUCCCUUACCGGGCCAAGCAGAAUGUUAUGAAACAGCGUACAAGUUUUCGGGUCUCCCAGAAUUCUUUCAUCACAGCAGAUGUCAAAAACACAAGGCGGGGGAAAUUGGAAAUCCUCUUUCUGUUUUGUAACAUUUUGACUGGCCCUAUUCCUAAUGUGGAUUCGGAUUUGUUGUUGUCGGCCGACACGGUUACCUUUUUAACUUUUGUCAAGCAUAUUUCAUAGACCUUUCUUGCAAGCCGCUUAGAGGUUUUGGUACAAUUACCACAUUUCCCCCUGUAUAAGACUAGGUUUUUUUCCUUAAAAAUAAUGUAGAAAAUUUGGGGGCGUCUUAUACACGGAUACAUCCCUCUAUUUUCUUAAAUCUGACUCCCCCAAAAUAGGGGGCAUCUUAUACAUGAGGGCAUCUUAUAGAUGGGAAAAUACGGUACGUGGUAUACAGUCAUACCUUGGUUUUUGAAUGCCUUGGUAUGUGUACGUUUUGGUUCCUGAACGCCAAAAGCCCGGAAGUAGGUGUUCUGGUUUGCAAACAUUUUCCGGAAGCCGAACAUCCGGCGCGGCUUCCGCUUGAGUGCAGAAAGCUCCUGCAGCCAAUCGGAAGCCGUGCCUUGGUUUUCAAACCGUUUUGGGAGUCAAAUGGACUCCCGGAACAGAUGAAGUUCAAGAACCAAGGUACCACUGUAUAGAUUUUGUAAGAGAUAGGCUACGUUUGCGUUAACUAGAGCAGUGUGUUCAGCACCAGAUCUCGCAACCAAACUGCUGGCACAUCUGUACCUCCAAAACUGUGUACUAGAGUGCAUUGUUAGUGUGCUAAAGUUUUUGCAGCGGGAAAUGCAACUAAAGGGUUCCUGUGAGUCUUCCACCCACGCAAGAGCUGCCACCUGUGUUUCUGUGUGACCGACUGCCAUAAGCUUCCCUCGUUCCAGUCAGCCUCUACCAGAUUUGGGGGUCUGUUCCUUUUGGAGCCAAGCAUUUUUACCUUUGCAUUCUCUUAAACCCUGUUAUGUGCAGGUGUGAAUUGUGCUGCUCAGAAACUGAAGGUCUGUUGAGUCGUGUCAGAAUGAGCGAGAGAGGGAGCCUCCCCGGUCAGAGGCAGUCUACCUAAGGGAAGGGGGGCGGUUGGUUUUAUUCUCAUUCUCAUUGUGUCUUUUGUGUUUUUAUGCUGUGAACCGGCCUGAGAUCUGCCAGGUGAAGGGCGGUAUAGAAAUGUAAUAAACAGAAGCAGAAUGUAGGUGGGUGGGAGGGUUACUAAGGCUAACCAACGAAAAUAACAGAUGGAUAAUAAGAAUAAUACAUAAACGAUGACAUGAUCGAUGGGGGGUUAUUAUUGGGUUAUUUUAUUUUAAUUUUAUAUAUUCUGAUCUUUUUUGUGAACCGCCCUGAGACCUCCGGGUAUAGGGCAGUAUAUAAAUUCAAUUAAUAAUAAUUUUGGUCUUUGCUUUUGCAGGAUGACUUUGCUCACAACCGGGAGUUCAUCACAAUGGUGGUAUACAAAACAGAUGGGAAAAAAGUUUACUAUCCUGGUAGGUGUGUUAAUAAUCCUCCUUUUCCAGCUCCACCCUACAACCUAUGAAUACAAAGCUUCCAAAAUAAUAUUAAAAGAUUUCCUUUGUCAAGGAGGACAUAUGAUUGAGAAGCUCAUUGCUGAAGCAGAGUGUAUGUAACCCUUUCUCAGACGUUUAUUGACCGAAUUCUGUGGGUGUCUAAUUUGACAGCCUGAGAAGGGUCCGGCGACUCUGCAACUGACCACUAAAUUAGGUCUUGUUGAUGUCCAGCUGUGCCUCUUCUUGUUUCUGACAUCUGUUACUUUGCCAUCAGCAUCCUCUAGAAAUGCUAAAUUCUACCUCAAGAAUCUCCAUCUUCUCCAAGGGUGGGGAACCUGAGGCCCUCCAGAUGGGAGGGCUGCGGGUGGCGCUGUGGGUUAAACCACAGAGCUUAGGACUUGCCGAUCAGAAGGUCAGCAGUUCGAAUCCCCACAAUGGGUGAGCUCCCGUUGCUCGGUCCCUGCUCCUGCCCACCUAGCAGUUCGAAAGCACGUCAAAGUGCAAGUAGAUAAAUAGGUACCACUCCGGCGGGAAGGUAAACGGCGUUUCCGUGCGCUGCUCUGGUUCGCCAGAAGCGGUUUAGUCAUGGUGGCCACAUGACCCGGAAGCUGUACGCCGGCUCCCUCGGCCAGUAAAGCGAGAUGAGCGCCGCAACCCCAGAGUCGGCCACGACUGGACCUAAUGGUCAGGGGUCCCUUUACCUUUACCUUCUUCUCCAAGGAUGGAGAACCUGAGGCCCUCCAGAUCUUUUAUUUUUACUACAUCUUACGUCCCCUCAUGAUGACCGAAGAUGAUGGGAGUCCAUUCAGCCCAGACACUGAGGUCCAGCUCCGAGGGCCUUCUGGCAGUUCCCUCCCUUGCAAGAAGUGAGGUUGCAGGGAACCAGGCAGAGGGCCUUCUUAGUAGUGGCGCCCGCCCUGUGGAAUGCCCUCCCAUCAGAUGUCAAGGAAAUAAACAACUAUCUAACUUUUAGAAGACAUCUGAAGGCAGCCAUGUUUAGGGAAUUUUUAUAUGUUUUAUGUUUUACCAUGUUUUUAUUAUUCUGUUGGGAGCCACCCAGAGUGGCUGGGGAAACUCAGCCAGAUGGGCGGGGUAUAUAAAGAUAUAUAUUUUAAAAAACAUCUAGAGAGCCAAAAGAUUCCUUUCCCUUUCAAAAAUGCAUAUAUCAAACCUAAAUCUAUAAACCUCUUUCUUUCUUUUUUAUGGGUGGCUUAUACAAUUUUUUAAUAAUAAUGAUGAUGAUGAUGUAUUCUUUUUCUAUACUGAAAGUUACAUUUGUUACUCAACAGUUAUAUUCCAAUUUAACAAAACUAGUGACUUCCCGCUUACCCAACAUCAAUGCUUAUAACCCAAAUUACAAUUGCAUUUUAAGGUUCCGUCUUACCAAUUUUCAUCCUCUCCAACAUGUUUCUUAAUCUAUUUCUCACACUUCAAACCCCGCUGUGGUCUCCGCAUAUGGGAAACAACUUUUGAAAUAGACUAGAAAGGUCUUCUUGAAAGGAUUCUAAAUUUGUGUCUCUUAUCAGUGCCGUCACUUUCGCCGUCUCAGCGUAUUCCAAGACCAGCCAUUUUUCCUUGGAGGGUUUCCUCUCCUUCCAUUUCUGUGCAUGGAGAAGCCUCGCCACUGUCAUCACGUGCAUAAAUCUUUCCUUUUCAGCCGACCCUCCUCCGUAUAUCGAUGGGAUUCGAAUCAACAGCCCCCACUAUCUCACCAAGAUCAAGCUGACUUCCCCGGGAACCCAUACAUUUACUCUGGUGGUUUCUCAGUACGAAAAGCAGAACACGAUUCACUACACGCUCAGGGUAUGUGUUUAUAGGCAGCCUUGCGAAAGAAGUAUUUUAAGACGCUGGUCAUCCCCACCAUCAGCUCUUUUCAGAGUCGGGCAGGGCAGCGGGAGUCGGCUCCGAGGCAAUUCUUUCUACAGGGGAGCAGGCAAGUGGUUAUUUUUAGCCCGGCUUACGGGGAUUAUAUGGUAGAGCUGUUUUUGUUUCAUUCAAAAUUGCGGGAAACGCGACAACGAUGUUAAACAGCUUUAACAAAAAGGCGUCUCAUUCCUUUUAAUAAUGGGGUCCUUUUAAUGAUGAUCAUUGGUGGAGGCACAGAGGAAAUCUCAUUGCUGUGAUGACAGCUGCCAAAUACAGUGGUACCUCAGGUUACAUACGCUUCAGGUCACAUACGCUUCAGGUUACAUACUCCGCUAACCCAGAAAUAGUGCUUCAGGUUAAGAACUUUGCUUCAGGUUGAGAACAGAAAUCGUGCUCCGGUGGCGCAGCAGCAGCAGGAGGCCCCAUUAGCUAAAGGGGUGCUUCAGGUUAAGAACAGUUUCAGGUUAAGUACAGACCUCCGGAACGAAUUAAGUACUUAACCCGAGGUACCACUGUACAGUCAUACCUUGGAAGUUGAAUGCCUUGCGGAUCAAAUGUUUUGGCUCCCAAAGGCCGCAAACCCGGAAGUGAGUGUUCCGGUUUGCGAACGUUCUUUGGAACCCAAACGUCCUCCACAGCUUCCGAACGUUUUGGAAGUCAAACAGACUUCCUGAACGGAUUCCAUUUGACUUCCAAGGUACAACUGUAUAGUCACCAUGUGAUAACUUUUACGUGUACAGUCACCAGCUUUCCUUAGAGCAGAUCAGAGUGACCAGGGGUGCCAACUAGGAAAAAAAGGGGGGGGGAUUCAGGUAUGCCCUGCCCCACAUAAUCACUCACAUGACACAGCAUACACACACCAUUUGAAUGGCAGCGCCCAUCAACUUUUUUGAGGGGAGGGGGGCCAGAUCACACACAUAUUUUAUGGGGAGAAGGCGAAGAGACCUUUGCCCCUAGGACAGCGGUUCUCAACCUGUGGGUCCCCAGAUAUUGUUGGACUACAAUUCCCAUCAUCCCUGAGCUCUGGCCUUGCUAGCUAGGGGUGAUGGGAGUUGUAGUUCAACAACAUCUGGGAACCCACAGGUUGAGAAAGGCUGCCCUAGGAGUUGGUUCCUAUGAGCGUGAGCACUGGGCUUCUGCCUAAAGCAAAACCCCAAGUGAAUUUGCAGAUUCUCUCUUGGGUGUGACAACAAAAGAAUUUUGAGAGAAGCCAAAAAUGUCAAACAAGAGAAUAUUCAGAUAUAUCGCAUCCCUAGAUUAUGUGUAGGGACGCGGGUGGCGCUGUGGGUAAAACCUCAGUGCCUAGGAUUUGCCGAUCGCAUGGUCGGCGGUUCGAAUCCCCACGGCGGGGUGAGCUCCCGUCGUUCGGUCCCAGCUCCUGCCCACCUAGCAGUUCGAAAGCACCCUUAAGUGCAAGUAGAUAAAUAGGGACCGCUUUAUAGCGGGAAGGUAAACGGCGUUUCCGUGUGCUGUGCUGGUGCCAGCUCACCAGAGCAGCUUCGUCACGCUGGCCACGUGACCCGGAAGUGUCUCCGGACAGCGCUGGCCCCCGGCCUCUUAAGUGAGAUGAGCACACAACCCUAGAGUCGGACACGACUGGCCCGUAUGGGCAGGGGUACCUUUACCUUUACCUUUACUAGAUUAUGUGUGAUCCUGGGGAAACUUGUGGCACAUUGUUGAGGGCCCUUAUCCCAGACGCAGUUCCUUCCUGGCCAAGUCGAGUUGUGAUGUGAUGACGAUUGAUCAAACGUAGCCGAUUCUUUUCUGGAUAUUCUCUCUCUUGAAUGUUCUGGGCCAGCCAGUUCAGCUUCUCGGGGAAACAGCAAGUCUUUCUUUUACCUCCGCCAGUCAACCCUGAAGCAAUAACAAAGAUGCUUUCUGCUCCUCGCAUAUUGGACAAGUUGUAUAAUUACAUUUCUCUUACAAGGGCUCACAUUAGGGCUGGGCGAUAUCUGGUUUUCAACAUCAAGAUAUAUCACCAGCUAAACAUCGUGAUAUAUCACGAUGUCUGAAAUAAGGAUGGAGCUAUGUAGAGGCAUUGGCUGGCUUCACAGUUGUUCCUGCAUCUUGAUUUUUGCCGGCGCCUGCUCUGGUGAUUCGCUGCCCCCUGCAAGAGGCGGGGGAGAGCUGAGCCAGCAAAGUUAACAGGAGCUGCAGGAAUCAAGAGAAGUAUUGGCUGGCUUCAUGGUUCCUCCCACAUUGUGAUUUUUGCAUAACACACACACCAUGAUUUGUGAUAUCUCGGCAGGUCAAAAAUUAUAAAACUGGUAUCACAAUAUGGGAUUCAAACCGGUUUUGAACGAUAUAUCACCCAGCCCUACUUCACACCUUGCAAAAAUCUGCAUUUACGUGUGUGGGUUUUUCUGUAAGAGAAAACAAACCAAUUAGGUUCUGCUAAGAACGUAAGGAGACAUUGCAGGAUCAUCCCAAUGGCUCAUCUUGUUCUCACACUGACCAACCAGAUUCCUGUGGGAAACCAGAACAGGAGCCCAAGAGCAUCUUGGCCUUGUGCGUUUCCCUAGCCGUUGUCCGCUGCUUCUUUUUAGUUUCACAGCGUGUGUAUCGUUCUGUGUGAAUCUUUUCCAUUUCUUUGUCAACUCAGGUGUAUUCAGUGUGCAAGUUUAACUUCUGCAAGAUCCCGACACCGUAUACCAUAUCCAAACGGGUAAGAAAGAAUUGCAAUCUCUAUGGUCAUCUGUUGGGUAGAUCGAAAUAAGAUAUAUCCUUGCUGGGUUUAACCCUUGGCUGUGUGACAGAAAAACCAAAAUUGUGCUAAACGCUCAUUGUAGUGAGCCUAUUUAGUGAUGUAUUUACUUACUGUAUUUUUUGCUCCAUAAGGCGCACCGGACCAUAAGGCACACCUAGUUUUUAGAGGGGGAAAUCAAGAAAAAAAAUAUUAUUCUCCCCCCCCCCCCGCCCCAAAGAGCAGUGGACAGGCUGUACUCAGCCUGUCCGCUUUUCCCAGAGCUGCUCAGGGCUGCUGGGGGAAGCCCAGGUCCCCCCCCCCCCCAGCCCCAAAGAGCUAAGAAGCCAAUACAGCGAGCAGGAUCCAUCCCGCUGGCUGUCUUGGCUUCCUCUUUAGCCGUGCGCAACCUCUCUGGCCGGGAGAGGCUGCGCACGGCUAUGGCAAUUCCCCCACCUCCCACAAAAGCCGUGCACCCUUUAAGGAGCGCGCAGAUCCUGUGGGCUUUUCUACGAGGAGGGAGAAGGGACUGACUGGCCACAUCAGUCCCUUCUCCCUCCUGGGAAGAGUCCCGCAAGAGCCGCGCGGAGCUUGUGUGCGGCUCUUGGGGGCUUUUCCUGCCUGCCUCCCCCUUGCAUUCGCCCCAUAAGACGCUCACACAUUUCCCCUUACUUUUUAGGAGGGAAAAAGUGCGUCUUAUGGAGCAAAAAAUAUGGCAAAUGCAGCUAUAACCAAACCAACUCAAAUGGCUCUAAGGCAUAAGGCUCCCCUCUUUUUGAAACAUAUUAAAUACGCUUCCAGCUGCCAAAAUCUAUUGAUCCUGGGCAGUCCCCAUCUUAAAAGAAUACAAGCAGUUGAAGGCUUGGCAAGAAAUGUGUGCCUAACAGGCACUUGACACUUGAGUCUAAAUCCUGCAACAAAGGAAGACUUUAGCAGGACCAUUUUCUCAUUUCCCAUAAAAGGACAUAGCAAUUAAGUCAAGGAGCCGAUGUAAAACCUUUGCCUUGUUCCAGUGUAAGCUUGAGCAACUUUGAGAUUGAAGUUCUAGGUAAAGCGUUGGACGUCAACCAGAAGGGAAGUUAAACUGGAACUAGGAUUAAUUAAUCAUUUGUUUUUGUUCUCAAUAGUAUGUGCUGCUUAAGAACCUCUUGAAUUUUCUUUCGCUUAGGUAAAUGGGCAGUGGAAAGGCCAAAGCGCUGGCGGGUGUGGGAAUUUCAGAGAGACCGCCAAGAACAAUCCUAUUUACCAGUUCCAGUUGGACAAGGCCGGCCCCCUCCUCAUUGAGCUACGAGGACCAAGGUUUGUGCAGGUUUGAAGGAGUGGAGCUGCAAAGUUAGUGCAGUGCAAUGCAAACGUUGUUUGUUGGCCAAACUCAGUCAUUUGUCCAGUGUUAUAAACUCCAUUUGUUUUUGUUCAUUUAUGGGGAAUCUAACCAGCAAUUGCUGCAAUUAAUAAAAUAAAUAGAUAGAUAGAUAGAUAGAUAGAUAGAUAGAUAGAUAGUACGGUAAUAAUAAUAAUACAUAUGUAUACCACCCUUCAUCCAAAGAUCUUAGGGUGGUUCACAGCAUAAAAAUACAGAAUAAAAUGAGAGUACAUAAUCAAAACAAAACAAUAACCCCCCCUCCCACACACACACAUUUGAAAGGACACACGUUUCAGAAAAUUCCUUCUUUUAAUUACUUGUUCUAAGAAUGCUGAGUUAUGUGCUUAGUUCCAAAUCCUAUACAGUGGUACCUCGGGUUACAUACGCUUCAGGUUACAGACUCCGCUAACCCAGAAAUAGUACCUCGGGUUAAGAACUUUGCUUCAGGAUGAGAACAGAAAUCGUGCUCUGGCGGCAUGGCAGCAGCAGGAGGCCCCAUUAGCUAAAGUGGUGCUUCAGGUUAAGAACAGUUUCAGGUUAAGAACGGACCUCCGGAACAAAUUAAGUACUUAACCCGAGGUACCACUGUAAUUUUGGUGUCCAUAAAUACCGUUGUCCAGUGCUUUUUUCCCCCCUAAAAAAAAUGUUUAGUGGUACUUUAAUUUUGACUCCAGAAAAUCACCCUUUUAUAUUUCAAAUCGGGGGAAAUAAAUACAGUAAAUGGACAAAACUACAAAGAUUCACAAAAUGUUUAGGGAUAUGCGUACCCCUGCGUCCCCCCCAGAAAAAAGCACUGCCCUUGCCAAGGAUCACUGUGUCUAAAAGGCAAUCACAACUUCCGAUUUGGUUUUUGCAGGCAAUACAGUGUUGGCUUUGAAGUGGUGACCGUCUCUGCAGUGGGAGAGCAAGGCUUUCAGAAGAAAAACAGUGGCGAUUACAGGUAACGCCUCGUCUGGCGACACAUCUUUCUGGAUUUGCAUCGUGCUAGAUCUCGUCCUAAGUUUGCCCCUUUUUUCUCUUUUUCUCCCUCCAAGAUGCGGGUUUUGCUACCUGGAACUCGAAUGUGUCCCUGCUGGCAUUUACAAUAUUAUCCCAAGCACUUUCCUCCCUCAGCAGGAAGGACCUUUCUUUUUGGACUUUAAUAGCGUUACCCCUCUUAAGACAUCGCAGCUGCAAUGA